AUGCAAAUAGUGAACACGAUUACCCUGACAAUUGUGGCCAUAUUAACGGACCAAAUUGCAACCGCAUUGGCCACCCGUUCCGACUCUAACGCAUUGUUUAGCACUAAAACGGCUUUCCUUUGCGUGAUUAUUUUCAUCACAAUAUUCACGAUUUACACGUUAUUCACGUCAUUCAUAAUCCCAUACGUCAUACCACUGGCCGUCGGAAACAUAGGGCUAACGGCGCUCUGUAUUAAACACUACUUCUCCAUAAGC
Molecule: messenger RNA, 255 nt
Organism: Oppiella nova
Lineage: Eukaryota; Metazoa; Arthropoda; Arachnida; Sarcoptiformes; Oppiidae
Source: the annotation of a GenBank genome assembly